This is a messenger RNA of Glossina fuscipes, 3880 nucleotides long. Its product is annotated as protein MMS22-like. Gene Ontology annotation, cellular component: nuclear replication fork. The transcript has 3 exons. Bases 330 to 3716 code for a protein of 1128 amino acids. Gene Ontology annotation, biological process: double-strand break repair via homologous recombination; replication fork processing. NCBI's taxonomy places the organism in Eukaryota, Metazoa, Arthropoda, Insecta, Diptera, Glossinidae. The record is from RefSeq and is a predicted model, not a curated record.
GUUCGCGACAGUUUACUCGUUCCAUUUCGGUUUGGUUUUUUUUCUUGUAGUUUGAUAAACAUUGCGAACUGAUCGUAACGUUUGAACACACUCCAAACGAAACAAGUUUGUUUUUUAUUUGCAUUUUUAAAAAUAAAUUUAUUUUGUUUUAAUAGCCAUUUGCAAAUAAUAACUUAAUGAACUGGAAGUGCAAGUACUUAAUAGCGUAGCAAACUUUAAACUGAUAUUGCACUACGUUUGUCUUACACUGAACGAGUUGCGCAUAUGCACUGCACUGAAUUAGGCAUUCAUUACAAUAUUCAUAAUUUACUUUUUGAAAGUUUGCUCGGAUGGAUUUCAAUUUAUUUGAUCUAGAUGAAGAUGAUAUUUUAUUAGCAUCAACAACAAAUAGCAUAGAACCUACUCAAGCGACCAACAUUAGUGACAAUGAGAUUCUUGAACUGCAUUGUCAAGGUCCUGAUACUUUAACUUCGCAAUUUUCUGAAGAUGGUUUUGUACGCAAUGGUUUUUUAAAUAACUAUUUACUUGAAAAUAAACAAAUUAUAGACGAUAUUAGUCUCACGGCUUAUAAAUUGCAAUGGAAACAUAUACAUGGCAGUGCAGUGUGUCGGUUCCUUUUCGGCGAAGCCUGCAUGAAUAUUCAACACUUGGUCGCAAGUACAGAAAAUCCUUUAAAUACACCGCAAAACAUAGAAUACUGUCAAAAACGCCGUGAAGUUACCAGGUUGAUGCAUUUGUUAUUACGAAACUUACAGAAGGAUCAAUGGCCUCUUAUGCGCACGCAUUUAAUUCGGUUAAGAUCUCUAAUAAAUAGCGUUACACAAGAGGACGACUUGAAACAUUUGUAUUUUGCCAAUAGCUGUAAAGGCAACGAUUGCCAUAUACCCGCCUAUCAUUUAUUGCAUGGAUCAAUGGAAUGGAAAUUUUUAGAUUUAUGCCUGCUCUAUAAAUACGAAUGGAUACCAAAUUCAACUUAUGAAAAUCGAGAAGAAGAAGAAGCAAAAAACUCUCUUCACGAUUUCCUAAAUCAACUGGAGCGUUUUGUAGAAGACUUGGCUGCAUGCUCUGUGUUCAUAUUUAAGAAAAAAUGUUCAGCCGAGUUAUUAUUUUCAUCUCCUUUUCCAUGUUGCUGUUUUAAAGAGUUAUGGUUACUUGUACAGUUGUCUUUAGAAAAAUGGUCAUUAUGUUUUUUAGAAGAGCAUUUAACGUUUUGGAAGCUAUAUAAUAGAGUUAUGGAAAAUGUUAAGAAAAAAUUAGACAUUUACUCUUUGAAUUCAUUAACUUAUUGUGAAUUUUCGAACUGGCUCCUAAAUGCUUUGGUGCGUUUGCAUGGCUAUCGUUCGAACGGUUUAUUUGAAGGACCCCAAUAUGCACGUGCGUUAACAGAAUCGAAUGAAAAUUUUGAAUUUUGCGACCGGAUAACACAGGAAUUUCUACGAAACAACCCUCAGGAGGAACAGCUACGCGUCUAUAUAGCUUUGCUAACGCCCACUUUAUUGCAAUGGUGGCCAGCCAAAGUGCAAAUACCUAUGCUGUUAUGGGAACAUUUUCAUAAAAAACUCAAUUCUUCUUUCUACGUUCCGGGUGGUGUGCCCAGCAAUUUGGCCGUGACCUGUUCAACUGGCCGAACUUAUGUGGAUAAAUAUAGAGCGCUGUUGCAAAAAAAGCCGGACGUCAAUCUUGCCAGUUUUACCUUAUUUAACGUGCUGCUAGGGAAGUUAUUGGAACGAUUAUCGACCUCACAAGCCAACCAUCAAGCUCAGAAACUUUUAGGACGCAUUUACGCGAAAUUCAGUGCACAAAAGUUUUUGACUCUAAAUGAAACCGGUAUACAUCAUCUUAUUGAAUUGUUUUUGCUUUUGGCUCUUAAUGGAGAUUUCAACGAUUUGGCUCCUAAGCUGCGAGACAAAUUACUAGCCUUGCAGUUUGAUAAAAUAACUCCAAAUAAACAGAUCGCGGUAGCCAAGGGUCAUAUGGCCUUGUGGAUUUUGCAUGCCGAAAAUCGCAGUGAUAUGACAGAUUAUAUUAAAAAAGUUUUGCAGCAAUUAAACAGCAUAGGUAACGAUUUAGCUGUUUCGAAAAUCAUAGCUGAUACUUUACUAGAUAUCUACCAGCUAACUGACGAUUUUCAGCUUGGCGAGCAUUUGCUUAUUGGUUCAUGGAUACCCAACUUUCUUAGCAAUUGCUUGCCUGUGGAGCAAAAGCUUACGUUCGAAGCCUUGCAUUUGAUAUUUACGAAAUUGCAAUCAACUGAAAUUUAUCUCGAUUCAGGCAAUCAACUAAUGCAGGCCUUACACAGCUUCAUAUUGCCAUUCGUUAAACAACAGUUUUUGACAAACAGUAGCCAUUUCUUGGCUCAAUUGGCUGCUGACUUUUGCAUUUGUUCUCCUUUAAAUCAGGAAACACAAGGUUUUCGAAAGCUAUUUACACAUUUUACCGAGGCACAGUGUAUUAACCGCGGCACUCAACUAAAUUUCUUAUUGAAAAUUCUCGUCAGCGAACGUAAAUCACUGGUGGAUUCUUCUAUAACGAUGCAAAUUUGGUUGAAAAGUUUAGUUCUGUUAACGCAUAGCCAAGAGGAAGUAAAAGAAUUAACUAAAAUCGUUGUGCAACUGGCAGACUAUCAAUAUAUCACUAAUAAUGAUGCGGGCGAUUUGAUGGAAGCGAAAGAACCUUUAUACAAUUUUAUAGCAGCGAUAGGCAGAAAUUACCAGGAAUCGUUAGAAGAUCAACAAAAAUGCCUACGUUUAACUCAUAAUUUCAAUCUCUACAUACGCAAUUUUGACAAGUGGUUAGUGUCGAUCGAUUCGAAGUUUGAGAAGCUCGAUAUAUUAUUUCGCUUUUAUAGCUUCCUGGCCAUAGUUAUAUACAAUUGUCCUCAUAUGAUUUACGUUAAAUCGAAAAUAACUUGUUUUUUGCAUAUUGCUAUUACACGAUAUGUCUUACCUACCACUGUUCAAAUGGGUAAAGCACCUGAAGGCAAAUUAGCGCAAUUGGUGCAUAAAGUGUGGCCGGUGGUGGUGCAGGGAAUAGGUCAGCUGAAUUUCAAAACUGACGGAUAUAUAAACAAGACCUUAACUGAUCUUAUUCAGAAAUGGACGCCACAUUUUAAAAUCUCACCCAAUUCGAAAUUGGUAGCACGUCCGUUUAUCAUCUGCUUGCAGGGACAAAACCAAGAGCUCUCUUUAUUCGUUUUCGAGAAACUAACAACACUCUUUUUAAAUACGCAACGUCGACAGGCGGAUCCUUACGCUUGCCUAGUCAUUACAAUAUUUCAAGAAAUAGUUGACGCCUUCUGUCAACGAGAUGAUCCUUUGAACGAGCAGCGUUUAUCGUUAUUUAUCAAAGGUACUUGCUUGGCUACUCUAUGCCACAUUAUGAUGGUUGAUGAAUUAGUACCCAGUCGUACUUUAUUGCUUGCGCUAUUUCAACGUCUUCUAAAUUGCGAUUUAUUUCGCAAUUCCAAAUCACUUAAGGAGCUCUUUCUACAACAAUUGCGCACUUUAACCAAAAAGCAUUUAGCGUAUUAUACGUUUUUUUAUUUUGACCUAUUAAUGCAGUUAUCGCAAAUCUCUCCUGAAUUAAUAGCCGACAUUAUGGAUUAUCUAUUGGCCGAAAUUAUGAUAGUCGAACAGAAGCGUGGCGUAGACGAAGACAAUCGUAUACGCCAGUGUUUACUGAAAUUACAACAAAGUGUUAAAGUGAGUAAAAAAUGAAAAGUAAAAAAACAGAGGGCCACAAUUCACUCUCAAAGUAGUAAUGCAAAGAAUGAAAAGAAUUAGUAGACGUUGACUACGAAAAUGUCAAAUCCUUUCACACCUCCCGUGAAAUCUAUGUAAGUUCUUUGCUUCAGCUUUUUUUUUUUUUUUUUUUUUUUUUU